AUGGGCAAGGAGCAAGUGGAUGAAUUAGACAAAGCCACUGAGGAAAAUCAAGUUAAUUCAUCAGAUAGUCCACAGGUGAAAGCAACUGCUCCUGUCAAAGCAUAUGUUCCUCCAAUCCCAUUUCCACAGAGAUUGCAAAAACAUAAGCUCGACAAGCAAUUCCAGAAAAUUUUGGAUGUGUUCAAGAAGCUGCACAUUAACAUACCAUUUGUUGAAACUUUAGCUCAAAUGCCCAGCUACGCCAAGUUCAUGAAAGAUAUUCUAUCAAAUAAGAGAAAACUAGAAGAUAAUGAAACAGUCAUGCUUACUGAGGAAUGUAACACAAUUCUCCAACACAAAUUACCACCGAAACUAAAAGACCCAGGGAGUUUUACUAUUUCUUGUCACAUUGGUUUGAGGGAAGCAAAAUCGACUACAGUUUCACUGCAAUUGGCUGACAGGUCGAUCAAACACCCUCGUGGUAUUUGUGAAGAUAUUUUGGUGAAAGUUGACAAGUUUAUCUUCCCAACGGACUUCAUUAUUUUGGAUAUAGAAAAAGAUAGAGACGUCCGCCUCAUAUUGGAUUGUCCAUUUUUGGCUACGGGAAGAGCUCUGAUAGAUGUGCAAAAGUCAGUUGAUAUUGAGGAUAAAUGA
Messenger RNA from Olea europaea var. sylvestris, 633 nucleotides. RefSeq lists its product as uncharacterized. NCBI's taxonomy places the organism in Eukaryota, Viridiplantae, Streptophyta, Magnoliopsida, Lamiales, Oleaceae. The coding region runs from base 1 to 633 and encodes 210 amino acids. The transcript is spliced from 2 exons. The record is from RefSeq and is a predicted model, not a curated record.